Messenger RNA from Linum trigynum, 953 nucleotides. The record is from the annotation of a GenBank genome assembly. Lineage: Eukaryota; Viridiplantae; Streptophyta; Magnoliopsida; Malpighiales; Linaceae.
AUCUAUGUUUGAUCUCUAUUUGAUAGAUAUGGGGAAAAGAAAGAAGGUGAACGACGAAGAAGAUAAUGGUGCUUGCUCCACGAAGUACUUCUUGUGGCCUGAGCAUCUCAAUAAGCCAUUUGCAGAUUGUAUCUUAGAGUGCUUCGAGAAGGGACUGAUAGUGUAUGACAUUUGUAAGAACGGUGUGUAUGGUCUGCUUGCGAGGAUGAUGGAAGCUAAGGUCCCGGGCUGUGGAGUGAAAGCCAAGCCUCAUGUAGAGGGUCUGAACAAGAAACCAUUCAUGGUUUAUGAUGCUCUGACACCGGUCUUCUGCAAAGGUCAUGCAAGUGGGGAUCAUGGGGUUGACAAUAAUCCGAUCUGUUUAGAUGAAACAUUAGGAAAAUAUGAGGGAACACCAAAUAUUGCAUUCGAAGAUGCAAAUGAGGGCUUUGGGAGGAAAUCAAUGUGAAAUUAGCUUAUGAAAAAAUACAGUCUGCAAGCAUCAGGGGCGAAGCCAGAGCAGCGGCCGGGGGGCCAUCCCCCCCCCCCCCCCCAAUCUGAAACAUAUGUAAAUACAGGUAUGUGCAAUAGUUAUUUGGAGGAAUGCUUAGAUUGUAGUGGCAAGGUCGCGGGUUUGAGUAUUCUAUUAGACCUUCACCCCUACACACUGCAGCUGCCUUCUUUUUGUUAUUUGGUUUUAAUUUUAUCCAACUAGCUUCAAGCCUGCCCGUUGGUCAGUAGGCCCUAUUGUUGAUUUUUUUUACUUUGAAUUGUUAUUUUAGUUUAUAAUAUAUUUGACGAUAUCCAUACGUUUUAUGAUUAUAACGACUAAUUUAGGAAGAGUAAGUAGAAGUAUAAGUUUAGACUCUCAAGAGUCCGAGAGUGCCUAAUUCAUCCUUUGCCUAAAUUGAACGAGAUCCUGGACUACGUAAGCCAAUAUGAACAUUCCCACCUAAUAAGCGUGAUGAGAUAAG